Molecule: messenger RNA, 647 nt
Organism: Paramecium primaurelia
Lineage: Eukaryota; Ciliophora; Oligohymenophorea; Peniculida; Parameciidae
Source: the annotation of a GenBank genome assembly
AUGAAAAGAAAAUAAAUGAAUGAAGCUGAAAUUAGAUUUUAUAUAGCUGAAAUAUUGAUUGCACUUUAACAUCUUCAUAAAAAUAAUAUCAUUUAUAGAAAUUUAACUCCAAAUAAUGUUUUAAUAGAUAAUUAAGGUCAUAUUAAAUUAUCUGAUUUUUCCUUAUGUCAUUUUGGUACUGAAUGUAAUUUACUCACUGGAAAUAUUUAUUACCAAGCACCAGAAAUUAGUAAAAUACAAUAUUAAAAUUAAUUAUCUGAUUAUUGGAGUUUAGGAGCUAUUAUGUAUGAAAUGUAUUUUGGAUAUCCUCCUUAUUUCCAUCCUAAUAUAAAUAUAUAUAAAAAAAACAAAAGAGAAUAAUUUAUUAUUAUACCAAAUUCUAUUUCAGAAUCAGCUUAAUAAUUACUUAGGUAAUUAUUAAACAAUGAUGUAUUUCAUAUUUAUUAUUAUAGAUUUAACAAAGAAUAAUGAAUGAAUCAAUUAAGAAAAUCUAAUAUCAUCCAUUUUUUGAUGGAUUGGAUUGGUAGAUAGUCUAGAAAAGAUUAGAAUAAAGUCCAUUUGUUCCAGAUAUCAGAUCAAAAUCAGAUCUUCAUUAUUAUUUGUAAGAAUAACGAAAUGAAAAUAAAAUUGAACAAUAAAUUAAUUGA